Messenger RNA from Aedes aegypti (yellow fever mosquito), 2027 nucleotides. RefSeq names its product putative transporter SVOPL. Gene Ontology annotation, molecular function: transmembrane transporter activity. The transcript is spliced from 6 exons. Gene Ontology annotation, biological process: transmembrane transport. The record is from RefSeq and is a predicted model, not a curated record. The coding region runs from base 400 to 1983 and encodes 527 amino acids. Lineage: Eukaryota; Metazoa; Arthropoda; Insecta; Diptera; Culicidae.
CCUCUUAGGAAACUUCACCUAUUCUAAUAUCUUUUCCAAGAUCAUUUCUUUCCCUGAUUGAAACACGAGAUGAAUCAUCUUAAGUAGUUUCAUCGGCAGACUUUACAUAUCAUAAUUUAGUCGCGGUGCAAAUUAAUUCCAGAUUCAACUGGAUCACGCUCAGUCAAUUGAAACAGUCUUCGAGUUGGACUAGCAAAACAAUUAAUGGCAAUUGAUUGAGAUCCAAAUUUAGUCGUGCACCAAACAGUGAUCGGCGUUCUUGAUCGUUCAGAAGUGGCUUAUUUUUAGUUAAGGAAUCAGAACACUCAACCUGUCCUACAAUAAAUUCCAUGUUCGUGGACAUUGGGCGUCACUUCGAGGUGUAUAUCGCAGAGGGAACAACCAAGCUGAGUAGCAGCGAUGGAGGUCGUUGAAAGGAAGGGAUCAGUUACCAAAUCAAAGGGAGUAUCCAUGGACGAAGCCCUGGCACUGGCAGGUUUCGGUCCAUGCAACGUGGUCCUGAUCUUGGUGUCGGGAACCGUCCUCGCCUCUUUUCUGUUGGAAAUCCUCGGCGUUAGCUACAUCAUCCCGGUUAUCGGGCAGGACUUGGAUGUGACCACCAAGGAGAAAGGCGUCCUCAGUGCGGUUGGUUUCGCGGGGGUCAUCGUCAGUUCGCAUCUGUGGGGUUUUCUGGCGGAUACGCAUGGUCGACGCAAGAUCAUUAUCCCGGCGUUGCUUAUCUCGUUCGUUAUCAGCGUGAUAUCGAGCUUUACGGCGAACUUCUGGGUCAUCGUUUUCCUGCGAUUCAUGGUUGGAUUUUUCGUUUCCGGACCAUCUUCAGCCACUUACGCCUACCUGGGCGAGUUUCACAACCGCAAAAAUGCAUCCCGAGCUAUCAUGGGAGCUUCCGUUGUAUUCGGAACAGGAGGCAUUCUAUUGCCGGGACUGGCCUACAUCGUGAUCAAUCAGGGUUGGCAGCUACCCAUCCCUCUACUGGGCAUUAUCUACCGACCAUGGCGACUGUAUUUCAUCGUGUGCAGUCUACCAGGCUUGAUAAGUGCCAUGAUUCUGCUCAGAUUUCCAGAAAGCCCUAAGUUCACCUUCAGCCAAGGUAACACAAGACAAGCGAUUGAGGCCAUUCAAUGGGUUCACCGAUUCAACGCCUGCUGUAGAAGCAAGACCCCACUUCACAUCGAAUCCAUCGAGGAAGACGAAGAAGAUCGACUGGAACGUGAGAAGCGAGCUGUCCUAAGGAACACCAAAGGCUGUCUAGCCCUCAUGAAGUUGGUGUGGAACCAGACGGCUCCGCUGUUCAUGAGUCCUCAUCUACGGAAGACGGCAAUCGUGUGUAUCCUUCAGUUCGGCACUUACCUGGCGGCGCACGGAAUGUUCAUGUUCUUCCCGGAGAUCGUCAAUCAGUUGGUGCUGGUGAGGGAAACCGGAGUUGGGGCGGCCACCAUGUGCCAGAUCCUGGAGCAGUACGGGAACUUCAGUGCCGUCGAAGAGGUCGGCGAAGGUAGCCAAAUGAUGGCACCGGCUGCCUUUCAGCUGUCUUUCAUUUUGGAGUUGAUCUACGCCGUGGGGUUUGCGGUUAUCGGGGUUACUAUCAACGCGGUAGGACGAUUGCCGCUUUUGGUUUUCAUUUUUGAGACCUGCGGAGUUGCGGGAUUGUUGUUGUUCGUCGUAAAAGUACCAACAGCGGUCAUUUGGCUGUAUAUUGUGUUUUUGUGCAGUGGUUAUACGGCAGUUAUGGUCAAUGCGAUCAUCGUGGAUCUAUAUCCAACGAGUUUGAGGGCAAUGGCCGUUUGCAUAGCGCUGAUGGUCGGUCGCUUGGGAAGCGUGGUUGGAUCCAAUAUGCUAGGGAUCCUGCUGGAGGAAUACUGCGAGCUGACAUUCGGCAUUGCUUCGGUACUGUUGAUCAUCUGCGGAGUGUUGGCCUUCUUCAUUCCGAACAUCAGCCAACGAGUGCUAUCCAAGACGCCGUCCGAUGGAGACGAUUCAUAAUCUCAAACUUAUAUAUUUCAUAAAGAUGUUUUUUGGUAAACAGA